AUGUCCUCUACCGACCGGCCUAUCAUACGCCGUGAUUUCACAGAAAAACUCAUGCUACAAGCUAUCCCUCCAUAUCGCCUUUGGCACAGGACUUAUCGGGACAGCAUGUGCUCAUCACUGGCACUGCCUGGGAGGACGGCGUGGGCUCUGCAACCGCCAUUGCCCUUUGCCCGCACCGGAGCGUCCGCAAUCGCUGUCGUUGACCUCCAUGGCGUCUCUGGGGGUAUUGUGUCUCGAGUCAAGGCCGCAGCUAUCAAGGUAGGACGACCCGAACCUCAGGUAGUCAACGGCCGCGUUGCAGCGUUCAAGGACACAGUUUUGGAUGCGUUCGGACAUCGGUUGGAUGUCCUUGUCAAUAAUGAGGUCAAUGUUCAUGGACUGUUCAACAUGACGCGGGCGUUCCUACCUAUGCUGCUUGACACGCGCGCAAAACUUGACGGCCAAGGCAUUGUGAUCAACGUAGCUUCUUCCGGUGCUCUUAGCGUGCGAAAAGGCGGCGCAAGCUAUAGAACCUCCAAGCUUGCGGUACUUCGCUGGACAGAAGCCCUGAACCUAGAACAUUGCGACGACGGCUUACUUGCUUUCUGCGUGAAUCCUGGGGCAAUCAAGACCCAUUUGACAAUCAACGAGCCUGAGGAAGUGCGUAACAGAUUACCACACAAGCCAGAAAUUGCGGGCGACACUAUCGCCUGGCUCGCUUCAGGGCGAAUAGAAUGGAUGGGCGAAAGGUAUAUUAGCUGUCCCUGGGAUAUGGAAGAGCUCUUGGGCAGGAAGGAUGAAAUAGUGGAAGGGAACAAGCUGAAGCUCAGCAUGGAUUUCUGA
This is a messenger RNA of Penicillium oxalicum, 822 nucleotides long. Its product is annotated as SDR family oxidoreductase. NCBI's taxonomy places the organism in Eukaryota, Fungi, Ascomycota, Eurotiomycetes, Eurotiales, Aspergillaceae. The record is from RefSeq and is a predicted model, not a curated record. The coding region runs from base 1 to 822 and encodes 273 amino acids. The transcript has 2 exons.